AUGUUGAUGCAGCUCCUAUGGUUGCAACCUUCUGGCUACGACGCCGCCGCCGUUUCGGAAUCGAUUGCCGACAAAUGGAACAGCUACGCCAAGCAAUUACCGAAGCUUUCUUAUUCCCACGUACCACGCUACGCUCUCCUGCCGAACGCUACAAUCCAGCUCCACACCUUCUCUGAUGCGUCUGAAGUGGCCUACGGCGCAUGCACGUAUGCCCGAUCCGUGGAUUCCCAGGGCAACGUAGCCGUCCACCUACUUGCAUCAAAAUCACGUGUCGCCCCACUGAAGCGUAUUAGCCUUCCGCGGCUCGGACUAUGUACCGCCGACCUUGCAACGAAACUGCAUACCAAAAUCAGCGAGGCACUCCAGAUCGACGUUCCCGCUUCCUAUUUUUGGAGUGACUCCACCGUUACGCUCCAAUGGAUUCACGCUCCUCCCAAAAAUUGGAAGACGUUCGUGGCCAACCGCGUUUCCGCCAUCCAAUCAGCUACCCACGGAGCACACUGGAACCAUGCAGCUGGAAAGCAGAACCCCGCCGACCACGUAUCUCGAGGUAUGGAAAUCGACGAGUUCAUCCAAUGCGAAGAAUGGAAGCAUGGACCAAAAUGGCUUUCGUUACCAGGAAAUCAAUGGCCAUGUGAACAAGUACCAGAAUACCCAGAUGAUGGAAAGGAACGUAGAAAGGUCGUCGUGGCAAUAGCCAGAAGCGAAACGCUCGUCAAUCCGCACUUCGCUUCAUUCUCCUCGAAUUCCGCAAUGGUCCGCAUUACCGCAUACUGCUUACGAUUUGUCCGCUAA
Messenger RNA from Aedes albopictus (Asian tiger mosquito), 795 nucleotides. RefSeq lists its product as uncharacterized. Lineage: Eukaryota; Metazoa; Arthropoda; Insecta; Diptera; Culicidae. The record is from RefSeq and is a predicted model, not a curated record. The transcript has a single exon. The coding region runs from base 1 to 795 and encodes 264 amino acids.